ACUUCCGACGUCACAAAACAGGAAACAACAGUACCGCUGUCAUGUGAAGCAGGACAGACAGAUCUUGAAAAACCUUUAGAAAACAUGACUUGUAUUCACUUCUUCUGCGUUUUGACAGUUUUUGUCAAUGCCGUAUUUUCUGACAAUUUCGGGACACAAAUUAAAACAAAUGAACGACCGAUAAUCGGUGUUCUUACGCAGGAGUUUUAUGAUCCACAGCCGGGUAGAAACUCUUACAUUGCGGCCUCUUACGUGAAGUUCCUUGAGUCUGCAGGCGCUCGAGUGGUGCCUGUCAUGAUCAAUAAGUCUGAAGAGGAAUACACACAACUCUUUAAAUCCAUUAAUGGUGUUUUGUUUCCAGGUGGUGGAGUGAGUAUAGAGUCGUCUGGUUAUUCCAGAGCUGCUGCUGCUUUCUACAGACUUGCCCUUGAGGCAAACUCAAAGGGGGAUUAUUUCCCUAUAUGGGGGACGUGUUUAGGAUUCGAGCAGCUCACGCUGUUAACCAGCGGUCAGUUAUUAUUGUCUCACACUAACACCCGUAAUGUUACCCUGCCACUCAACUUCACUGACGACAUCAAAGACAGUCGACUAUUUAAAGACUUUCCUGAUGAUCUCAUGAAAUCAUUGAGAUCAGAAUCACUCACAGAAAACUCACACCAGUGGAGUCUCACAACAGAGAACUUUACCAAGACUGAGACACUGAAGAAGUUCUACAGAGUUUUAAGUACCAACACAGACGGACAAAACGAGUUUGUGUCUACAAUGGAAGCGUAUGAUUUUCCCAUCUAUGCCACCCAGUGGCACCCGGAGAAGAACGCCUUUGAGUGGACUCGACCCUAUAUUGCCCACACACCUUCAGCUGUUAAAACCACUUUCUACACAGCUCAGUUUUUUGUGAAUGAAGCAAGGAAAAGUUUUCAUAGUUUUGUCAGUACAGAGGAAGAACAGAAGGCGUUGAUCUACAACUACAAUCCUGUCUACACCGGACCCAAAAGUGCCUUCGAACAAAUAUACUUUUUUGAUUAAUUUAUUAAACAUGUACUGUAAUAUAUCCAUACCUGUCUAUAAAGUGAUUUUACUGUCUAUACUGUGCAUAAAGUCAUUUUAAUGUUAAUUUAAAAUAAGUUUACAACCUGUGAUGUGUGACACUCUACAAUAAACAUUUAAGAGUGGA
Messenger RNA from Misgurnus anguillicaudatus (oriental weatherfish), 1174 nucleotides. NCBI's taxonomy places the organism in Eukaryota, Metazoa, Chordata, Actinopteri, Cypriniformes, Cobitidae. The record is from RefSeq and is a predicted model, not a curated record.